GUACGGCGGACGAGGUCACGCUAUGAACUUUAAUUGCGACAUACCUUGAACAUGCCACGAUGGUCCGGCAAAAGUGUGAGAUAUCCAAGUGGCUACAUCCCUGUCGGCUCAGAAGACCGUCCAGACUAAGCUGAACGCUUCCAGAAAGAAUAUAUUGUGGGCAUGGCCGCGCGCGGGCGGCGCUACCUGAGCCGCAUCUCAUGCCCUACACUUGAAAUGUAAUGUUUUCUUCGUCACUCAUUAACCCCCCGACGCUCUCUGUGCUGCCCGGGCAGGGGUCGUCAAACAUGAGUUGGUCUACUGAAGUGGCCCAGAUGAGCGACGCCGAGCUCGAGGCCGCAGUCCGAGAAGAGAUUGAGAAAAACAAUGUCGCCCCGUGGUUUACCGCAGAGCAUCUCAGAGAAAACUACGACCGCCCGGCCAUCGCCAUCAUCGCCACCCUCACGGUCCUCGUCGUCACCGUGGUCGUCUGUAGACUGCUCUCCCGAAGAUACAUCAUCAAGCGCUUCGGCGUAGGCGUCGACGAUGGCCUCGCGCUCGCAUCACUGGCGGUAUAUCUGCUCUUUGUUGGCUUAUGCAUAUAUAUCAUCAGUCUCGGCGCCGGACGACACCUUGACCAAUGGGACAUGUUCAUGGACGACAACACGUUCGAAAGAAUCCAGAUUUUCGAUGCCGUCGCCCACUUGACCUACACCACGUCGCUGUGGCUCUGCCGGACAUCGGGCCUGGCCUUCUACUACCGCAUGUGUAACCUGCACCGCGAGCUCCUCAUCUGCGUCAAGGUCAUCCUCGGCAUGGUGACGCUAGGCUUCCUGGCGCAGGUUGCCAUCAUCGUCUUCCACUGCAAGCCGGUCACGCUUCUGUGGGUAGCGGCCACGGAGGAGGAGGACUUGAAGCUCCAGUGCGUGGACUGGGCUACGACGAAUCUCGCCAUUUCCGGCGUCGCGCUGCUCUGUGACUUGCUUCUGUUCGGCCUCCCCGCUGCGAUGCUCUGGAUCCUCAAAACGACCCGGAGGAAAAAGGUCCAGCUUGCCUGCAUACUGUUGCCGGGCAUCAUUGUGAUUGGCAUAUCUGCCACACGGAUACCACUCAUCAUGUGGUAUGCCUACGACGAGGGCGAACGUGGUAGCUACGCGCUUCUCAAGCUACUCUGCGUCGAAGCCGCCGAAAUCAGCGCCACGCUCAUCGCGCUGUCCGUCCCGGGCAUCAAGCCCAUGUUUGACAAGUACAUAUUGCGCAAGGACAUGAGCUCCAUGUCGGCGCACAGCGGGCGGGACACGCCUCUUGAAAGCCGAGGGGAGAUGGGAUCGAAGGAUCGGCCCCCGAUCCAUUUUGAAGACAUGGAGUUGCCAGGGCCGUACAUGGGCAAAUAGUCGGAGGUUAUGGCAAGCGCUGGCGUAAGGGUUAGGUCGGGUUAUGGAGUUGAUCUGUUGGUACACAGUUGAGAGGUUUCGUCAGUUCGGGGACACAUUUGGCACGAACUAUGUAUGGAGUAUUUGUACAUGUAGACUUAGAC
This is a messenger RNA of Purpureocillium takamizusanense, 1516 nucleotides long. RefSeq lists its product as uncharacterized. The transcript is spliced from 4 exons. The coding region runs from base 222 to 1373 and encodes 383 amino acids. The record is from RefSeq and is a predicted model, not a curated record. Lineage: Eukaryota; Fungi; Ascomycota; Sordariomycetes; Hypocreales; Ophiocordycipitaceae.